AGGAGCCCGAUAAUUCGCAGUUUGGCUUCCUGCGAAAGAAAAAGAGAAAACAUGCUGAUACUGCUCAGGACUGUGGAGUUUAAACUGAGCAGCACUCGAGAUCUGAAGCUGGUCCUGCGAGGAACAGAGCAAGAGACUGAGCAAGAGACUAGAGCAAGAGACUGAGCAAGAGACUAGAGCAAGGGACUAGAGCAAGAGACUGAGCAAGAGACUAGAGCAAGGGACUAGAGCAAGAGACUGAGCAAGAGACUAGAGCAGCCCCGGCUUCUGUGCUGUGACAAACUCAGCUCUACAGCAGUGAUUUUAGAUAAAACUACUUGCAUACUCUAUUAAAAACAACUGUCAGGAGCGCACAGAAACACCCGUUCCUCGGACCAUGCUUUCUCUUUUCCUGGACUUACUAACUACUAAGUCACUGGUUACUAUGAGUACUGACUGAAGCUUCAGAACAUUUAAAGGGAUCUGCAGUCCGGACUGGGAACGGCUGGUGGUGCCAACCUUUGCGUUUGAAACCGAGUUGAAAAAAAAAAAAAUGUUCUGAAGGUUUUUUUUUAUAGACUGGAUAUUUUUAUAUAGACUGGAUGACUGCUUCUUUGUUGUAAAUCAAUUAAAUAAAUUAAAAAAAAACAUUAUUAAUUUGAAUUCUUAUUAUUACAGAUAUACAUAAUAUAUUUAUUAUUUACAGCAACAAUAACAAAAUGGAUCAUUCCGCGUGUUUUGUGGCAGUGUGUGUUCUGGUUUUAUUGCUGGGUCUUCGGAUUGAAGUAGUGGUUUGUCAGCAUUACUACCACCUCCGACCCGUUCCAAGUGACAAUCUACCCCUUGUGGACCUUAUUGAGCACCCGGACCCUGUAUUUGACCCUAAAGAACGCGAUAUCAAUGAGACCGAGCUGAGAAGUGUAUUGGGCAGUAACUUUGACCCGCACUACAUGUCCGUUUCCCCUCCUGAGGACCGAUACGCAACAAGCGAUGAGCUAUCGGAUCAGGACCCGCUCCUCAGGCAAAAGCCCACGGGGGCGAUGCCCAGGGACAUCAAGACUAUGGAAUUUUUUGACAUGCUGCAUGGUAAGAAGCAGAAACCGAGCAAAAAACUCAGAAGAAAGUUGCAAAUGUGGCUGUGGUCCUACACGUCGUGCCCAGUUGUUUAUUCCUGGAACGAUCUUGGGAACAGAUUCUGGCCCCGCUAUGUGAAAGCGGGUAGCUGCUACAUUAAAAGAUCUUGUUCAGUUCCAGAAGGGAUGGUUUGCAAACCUGCCAAGACUGCCCAUUUUACGAUCUUGAGAUGGAGGUGCCUGCAGCGAAAGGGAGCACAGAAGUGCAAUUGGAUACCAGUUCAGUAUCCCGUUAUAUCCGAAUGCAAAUGCUCCUGCUCGAACUGAAAUCAACUUGUUAAUAGCGACAUGGAUAUUUUUUAUAUGCACUGCCAAGUGUAGGAGGGAAUGUAUAUGUUAUGUAUAUGUGGUGCCAUUGAAAUAAUAUACCUGUAAAAAAGUCAGUAUUAUGCAUAAGAUAACCAGCGUCUACUGUAUU
Messenger RNA from Polyodon spathula (Mississippi paddlefish), 1530 nucleotides. RefSeq names its product noggin-like. The coding region runs from base 699 to 1379 and encodes 226 amino acids. Lineage: Eukaryota; Metazoa; Chordata; Actinopteri; Acipenseriformes; Polyodontidae. The transcript has a single exon. The record is from RefSeq and is a predicted model, not a curated record. Gene Ontology annotation, biological process: negative regulation of BMP signaling pathway; dorsal/ventral pattern formation; negative regulation of cell differentiation.